Folsomia candida is the source of this 4055-nucleotide messenger RNA. RefSeq lists its product as uncharacterized. The transcript is spliced from 13 exons. Lineage: Eukaryota; Metazoa; Arthropoda; Collembola; Entomobryomorpha; Isotomidae. The record is from RefSeq and is a predicted model, not a curated record. Bases 1399 to 3912 code for a protein of 837 amino acids.
UUUGGUACGAAUAGUUUGUGCUAAUUUACUACGGGUUAAAGCUUUUAUAUCAUGAAAAUGCUUGUAUCAAAGUGUUUAUUUUUGUCAAGUUUACUGAUUGCUUGGCUUAUUAACGUGAUGUACUUGAGUUUAGAGUUGCAUUACACUUUUAAAAAAACUGCAUACAAAGUUUCAUAAUUUAUUGGAUGACUUGUGUAGAAAUUUGCGUUGUAAUAAUGCCAAGAUUGAUUUGACUUUUGCAACGAGUAGUUAGUUGAUGACAAUAAGAUUCAUUAACGAGUGCAAGUAACAAGGUUCACGAUUGAAAAUUAAGUUUGCUGUGUUUUAAUCCGUGCUGACAAAAUAACACUUGGCAUAAGGCACAAUCCCGACCUGUUAAGAAACCAUAAAGAUGCAGAUGAUGACGAUGUUUACCUGAAUUUUUAUUGUUGACAAAAUAAUGAGUCGAGAAAGAAAUCGCACAUUACGAAGGAACAAACGGAGUCACCAUCAUCUUAUAUCACAACAUCAGUCAGACUUGCGUCAACUCAUUUUUCUUCGGAUUUUGGAUUUACUACAAAAUUAUGCAAAUGCUACAAGCACACUUUAACUAAUGUAUUUCUUGGGGGCUUACUACCUACUAACCAAACCAGGCAUCGUCCUUACAUAUCUAUCCACGUAGGCUGGCAUUGUGAUGAACCAAGACGGAAGAAGAAGGAGACCGAGGUUAAUCUGGAAUCAUCCUAGUUUCGCCAAAAACCUCGACUUGGACGACUGCAAUGCAAUCCCAUGACUCCAUCGUUUCCUUCAUAACGUCGACAUUUGACCUUCUAGCCCAAAUCUAUCAUCCACCUACCACCGCCACCACGUUAAUUAUGUGCCGAAUUACGGAUGAGGAGCGUUUUUUUCUCAACUUGAACUUGUACAUACGUAAAACGGUCGUCGUUAUUUCCUUUCUUCUUGGCUACUCAUUUCCAUUUCAGACUUUUAAAGAAGUGAGUGACAAAACCAUUGUAAAAAAAAUAUUUGACCACAGCAAGUGGAUUGUAAUAUUACAUGAUUAAGUGGGCACAUGAGGCAUGAGUAGAUACCGUAUGUACACAUGUAACGCAAUCUCAAGCAUUUUUCUCUAAUGAUGCACAUUUAUUUAAAUAUUGGACUUAAAAUCGUUGUGCAACCUUAAUAUUUUAAUCUGGUUUAUAAAAUGACAUCUUCCCCAAAAAAUCUGUUUAGUUGGUUAGUUGGUCCGUCCUAGGCAUGAAGAAGCUUAUCGUUCAUUUAAAAGUUUUUAUUUUUUUGGUUUUUAGUUAGUAUUCAAAUUGUGGGUAAUAAUAAAAAAACUUGACUCGAGUUUGCAAAAAUUUAAUCGACUCUCUACAUAUUGCCAUUUGAGUGUUGCUAAACUUGCAUAUUUAUAAAAUGUUACUGUGUCGGAAAAGAUUAAAAUUUGGAAUGGAGAUGGAAAUUUUGUGUAUGGCGUUUACUCUAAUAUUUGCAUGUGCCAAAGGAGCCGGAAACGAUAACAUUAAAGUUUAUCGGAGUUACACAAGUAGUGCAAUAAUAACAGUAACGCCACCGCCAGUACAACAACCCUUAUCUGUCGCCUUCAGUUCACAUAAUGUCAAAAAAGUGCAUAAACUAAACAACCCGAAGAAUACGUUACAAUUCCCCCCAGUUUUUAAUCCAAUUUCGCAAAGUGAACCUAGUGAUAAUUCUUCCGUCUCGCAGCAGGAUGGAUCUUCUUCACGUAAAAUUGAAGCAAUUGUCCCAGUUCAUCCCAAGACACAUUUCUUUGCGGAGAAAGUGUCACGAGCAAUUGCACCACUCAUGUCCCUCCUGUCGCUCUGGGGCGACAGAUGCGCAAGUUGGACAAAGGGCCAGGACCAAGGAACUUGCUAUUCUAGGAGCGAGUGCCUCGCAAAGGGUGGAUCUCCGAGAGGAAUUUGUGCCGGAGGAUUUGGCAGUUGCUGCAUUUUCGCGUACUCCUGCAACUCGCACACAACGCUUAACCGCACCUACUUUGUGAAUCCGGAAUAUCCGAAUGCCGUUCUACCCGAUCGCUCCAUGAAAUGUGUACACUCAAUUUCAAAGCUUCAAGGCAUAUGCCAACUUCGUCUAGACUUUGACAAGUUUGACUUGGACGGACCUGGGCACAAGAGGGGGCUCUGUUUGAAGGAUGUAUUUGCCGUGGAAGGAAUCGACUAUAGACUUCCGCCCCUUUGUGGCGACCUCAGCGGUCAUCACGUCUACUUGCCCAUUGGAUUUGCGCCGGAAGUGUCGUACUUCGUCAACUUAAACCCCGGAAGUCCAAGACGGCGAUGGAAGAUACGGACGACUAAGAUCAAAUGUUCGGCUGCUCUUAUGGCUCCUGGUGGCUGUUUGCAGUAUCACAGAGGUGUUCGGGGUCGAAUCACGAGUUUCAAUUACGGCGAGGAUGGAGAACUGCCCAACAUAAAUCGGCUUAAUUACGGGGUCUGUGUUCGACGAGAGAAAGGAUUUUGUGCCAUCCAGUGGUCCAAGUGCACACACCGUAAAAAACGGGAAACAACUUACGCUCCUUCAACUCAAGACGAAGCCCAAGCCGGUACCAGCCCAACUUUUCCAUUCCUCUGGAAAAAUAGUGAGGAAACUUGGAUUCCGAAGGAAGGAGUCGACUCUGUCGUCUCAUCUGAUGACAAAGGACGAGUGACUCGAAUGAUGCCUUCUAUUCAUCAACCUCUUGUUAAUCUGUCGUGGAAUCACAGUCGAAAUUUCAAUCCCAUCCCAUCACCACAACCGCAACCAGCAGGGUUCAAAUGUCCCACCGGAAAUUUCAGUUGGAAUGAAUUGAUAGCACUGUUCAAUUGGACGCGAGGAGAAGAAGAAAAUAGAUCGUUGCCUUCUUCCUCCUUUGAUGACAAUCAUCACCACCACGACCAAUCCACACCAGGAAGACCUACAUUCGCCCAACUUCGAACGUGUCUGCUCACUAAUGUCCACAACUCGGGAGAAGGACAGCAAUUGCCUGGCGAUUUCAACAACAUUAUUUCCAGUGAUUCAUGGAGCGCCGUUUCUCCGUUGAGACAGCGACAUUUACUUCUCCACGACGAGAAGGAGCCGAGAAGGGACAGCGGUGGGAACAGAUUUUCGGACGAAAAGGACACUGCUUUCUUGCGAAAGGCUCAUGUUUCCCCGGCUAAGCUCAGGUCAUCCGCAAGUAAGAAGGUGGAUUCAGGACCUCCAAUAUUUCCGCCGAGGACGCGACAAGUCUCGUCGUCAUCUGGAGGAGCUAUCAAGCCACUCAAGUACCACACCCCCAGCCUGCCUCCAACCCUGACCGUCAAGAGUGGCAAGGACGCCAAUGUCAAAGUCAAGCAGAAUCCAGUCGUGACGAGGAAGGACUCUGUGAUUAAAUUGAAAUUGAAAGCUAAACCAGUGGUGAAACCGCUUCCUCUCCCAAAACCGAGUGGAGGUUCCAAGAUUAAGUUGAAGGAUAGAAUUAAAAACAAAGGACCAGUGCUGGGAGGGAAGACCAAGGUGAAAGUGAGACCCACCAAGAUCAAGAACAACAACAAGGUGAAAGUGUCCAAACUCAAACCCAAGCCCAAGAAACCUUACAAACCAGGAAAGAAGGAAAAGAAAGGGUGCAAAAAGUUUAUCCCGUUUCCUUUGCCGCUCGCUAUUCCUUUCCCAUUCGGAGGUGGAGGAGGUGGUGGUGGUGGAGGUGGGGGAAAGGACAGUGACGAAGACGGGCACGGGUGGGGAUGGUCAGACGACCAAAUAAUUUCCGACACUGAGCCCUAUUUAAUUCGCGUGGUGACAGAUGACAAACAAGAAGACGGGCUGAAGCCAAUCUGCCUUUUGUGGGAGCAAAUACCAUGUGAUAGCUGGAAUCUUCAUGCAUCGUCGACCCAUAAUCAUUUUUUCAGUCAGGAGGAUCACGACGAGCUCUAGCCAUCUCAUUCAUACCAAUUAUUUCUUGCGUCAUAUUUAUUUAUUUAUUUAUCUAGUUUUCGCUCCAGUUUGCGACAAAUCCCGUGUAAAAAGAGGAAGGGAAGAAGAAGAGUCUCAAUAAAUAAAGGUUGCUUAUUAAUAGA